This is a messenger RNA of Penicillium waksmanii, 1587 nucleotides long. RefSeq names its product translation initiation factor eIF2B subunit delta. The transcript has 2 exons. The coding region runs from base 1 to 1587 and encodes 528 amino acids. The record is from RefSeq and is a predicted model, not a curated record. NCBI's taxonomy places the organism in Eukaryota, Fungi, Ascomycota, Eurotiomycetes, Eurotiales, Aspergillaceae.
AUGAAGCGGCAACAACGACGCCGGAGAUUAGGGCUGCGGCGUUCGGUGGGCCGCUUAUGGCAUCACUUCUUUUUCCGUGAGUCAAUCCUCUCUCCCCACCAAGCAACUCAAGGUCCCGCUAGACGCCCCUCAACUACCGCGAUUGAGUCAAUAAAGAUGGCGGACUCUGUUGACCCGGCUUUGACCUCUCCGUCAAUCACUGCGCCUUCCCAAGCGUCCCCCAACCCCGUCGCCGAAAAUUCUCCCUCUCAAUCCCUCCCCAUCCGCGACUCGAAGAGCGCAAAGCAGCCCGCACAACCUGAGAAAGGACCCUCAAAGCCCAAGGAUGCCCCCGCAGCUCCUUCUACAGGUGGCGAUGGCGCCAGUGACAAGCCCCUGACCCCUGCGCAACUGAAGGCUAAAGCCAAGGCCGAGAAGGCCGCCCGGCGCGCGAAGGAGAAGGCCGACAGAGACGGCGGAGCUGUUGCUGCGGGCGGUUCAGCUCCCGAUGCAGGCCAGUCUCGUCCUCCAAAUACACCAAAGAAGGACGUUGUCAGCGGAGGCGCUUCUCAGAAGGGACCAAAGGGCGCGCCGCCGCGCCGUGGAUCUGGCCCUGUCACUCAGGCUAGUACCGCCGUUGAGCCGAAGAAGAAAAAAGAAGACAAGAGCGUGUCCGUGUUCAGUCAUUUAUACGGUCAACAGCGAAGAACUACUGUCAAUGGCGCUGCGAAGGAGGUGCACCCUGCUGUUCUGGCGCUCGGUCUCCAACUGCGAGACUAUGUGGUCUGCGGUAGCAGUGCGCGAUGCGUUGCGACCCUGCUUGCCUUCAAGCGGGUGAUUGAAUCUUACACCACCCCUCUGGGUACUUCGCUGGCACGCCAUUUGACGACCCAUCUCAGCCACCAGAUCAGCUACCUUUCGACAUGUCGACCACUCGCCGUCAGCCAGGGUAACGCGAUUCGCGCGUUGAAGCUGGCUAUCGCCGGAAUCGACCCGUCCACCCCGGAGUCUUCUGCCAAGGCGACCCUGUGCGACUUUAUUGACAACUUUAUCCGCGAAAAGAUUACCGUGGCGGAUCAAGUUAUCGCAGGAAGCGCGGUGGAAAAGAUUGAGAACGGCGAUGUGAUUGUGACAUUUGCCGGCAGCAAUAUCGUCAAACAAACUCUUCUACAAGCACACAAGGAAGGAAAGCGAUUCCGCGUAUCGAUCAUUGAUUCUCGCCCUCUCUUCGAAGGCAAGAGUCUUGCUCGAGCUCUGGCCAACGCUGGUCUGGACGUUCAAUAUUCGCUCGUACAUGCUAUCAGCCAUGCUAUCAAGGACGCCACUAAGGUUUUCCUUGGCGCACACGGCAUGACCAGUAAUGGUCGUCUUUACUCUCGCGUCGGUACCGCUUUGGUCGCCAUGUCUGCUAAAGAGCGCGCCGGUGGCGUUGAAGUCCCCGUUAUUGUCUGUUGCGAGACAAUCAAGUUUUCCGACCGCGUCGCUCUCGACAGCAUCGUAGUCAACGAAAUCGCCGAUGCCGACGAGCUGGUUCCCGCAAACCCCCCCACAGCAAGUGACUGGCCUCCCCGACCCUGCUGCGUUUACCGCUCCUCCAGUCGAGCCUAA